Molecule: messenger RNA, 1645 nt
Organism: Carica papaya (papaya)
Lineage: Eukaryota; Viridiplantae; Streptophyta; Magnoliopsida; Brassicales; Caricaceae
Source: RefSeq, a predicted model, not a curated record
UGUUCAAUUUCAGUGACGUUAAUAUAAUAGAAAAACACGAAUAACCCAAAUAUUUGUUCAAACUCUCUCCAAAGAUCAAAAUCAUUCAUGGGUAUCAUCAAGCAAUCUACAUAAACCAACAUCUUUAUCGUCUUCUUCCUCUGUUCCCACCAGGUCCCGAAAUAAUCUUCAAGUCCAGGUGAACCAAAACUCACGUGUUCCCACCUUCGGCUUCUUCUGUGUCUUUUUCACUUUUCAUGGACCUGGCUUUGGAUCAAUCUUAGAGAGGCAUGGCCAGGAGCUUCCUUCAAAAUCUUCUGAAACCCUUCAAGAUCAGUUCCAGCAAAGAGGGACAGAAUUUGGAGGAUUUGGAAAAGAUAGCUGCACAAGAACAGAAGAUUUUCCCUUUUGAGACGUUGAUUUCUGCUACCAAAAAUUUUCACCCUGCUCACAAGCUCGGGGAAGGCGGCUUCGGACCAGUCUACAAGGGAAAAUUAGAUGAUGGGAGAGAAAUUGCAGUGAAAAAGUUGUCACAUAGCUCAAAGCAGGGAAGGACUGAGUUCUUUAAUGAGGCCAAGUUGUUGGCACGGGUCCAGCACCGCAAUGUUGUCAAUCUGCUGGGUUAUUGUGCACAUGGUUCGGAGAAACUGUUGGUCUACGAGUACGUCAUUAACGAGAGCCUUGACAAGUUUCUCUUCAGUAAAUCUAACAAUAAAGAUUUGGUUGAUUGGGAAGAGAGGUUUGAAAUAAUCAGUGGCAUUGCAAAGGGCUUGCUUUACCUCCACGAAGACUCGCAUAAUUGUAUUAUCCAUCGGGAUAUUAAAGCCAGCAAUAUUUUACUUGACGAGAAAUGGGUCCCUAAUAUUGCUGAUUUUGGAAUGGCCCGUCUUUUCCCAGAAGAUAAGACUCAUGUCAAUACACGUGUAGCUGGUACCAAUGGAUAUAUGGCACCGGAGUAUGUCAUGCACGGAUAUUUAUCUGUAAAGGCAGACAUUUUUAGCUUUGGCGUUUUGGUUCUGGAGUUGAUCAGUGGCCAGAGGAACUCAACCUUCAGUUUAAGUUUAGAAGCAACAAAUUUACUCGAUUGGACAUAUAAGCUUUAUAAGAAGGGCAGAAGCUUAGAGAUAAUGGACCCUGCAUUAGCUGCAUCGGAGUUUCCAGAAGAGCAAGUAGCAUUGUGUAUUCAAAUAGGUUUGUUAUGCACACAAGGUGAUCCUCAGUUACGGCCUGGAAUGCGUCGGGUAGUCGUAAUGCUGUCUAAGAAACCUGGCAGUUUGGAAGAACCAACACGGCCUGGAAUUCCAGGUUCCAGAUAUAGAAGGUCUCGUAGACCGGCAGCAAUGUCCUCAGCCAGAACAUCUGGGGAAUCGAGUUCUAACGCAUCGGAUUCGAGUCUGACUGUAAAUACUGCUACAGCUAGUGUUACAGCUACUGCUUCUACUUCAGCUCGUAAAAGUUCUCCUAUAUCAGACCCUUAUGGAAAACGACCAAUGCAGAUUUAGUUAGUAGUAUAGGAUAUUUUAGUUCUUUUAUUUUUUGUAUUAUAGAAUGGUGGGUAGUUUUUGCAUUAAGGAGCUUGUAAAUGAGAGGUGCAGGGGAACAACAAUUUUUUUUUCGUUAUAACUGAAAGAAAAGGCUUCUUUAAAAAUACCUUUUUUUCUGUUUA